AUGAAUGCAACGGCCAUCACUGCUACGGCGAGCUUUGUUGCUGAGACGAGCUCGUACGGAAAAGUCCUGGUAUUUCUCGUGUUGCCAUGUCUCCUUACAUACGCCUAUACUUCGUACGGCAACAGGGGGUACCGCCAUGACUUGGCGUCUCGGGAGCCACCAAGGGUUCCAUACUGGGUCCCCGUCGUAGGCAACACAUUUGGGUUUGCCUUUGAUACGGAAAAAUUUCUCUUUUCCGCCAUAUCAAAGUUUGGCAAUGUUCCGCUUCGACUCCUGAUUGGGGCCGAGCCUAUGUACUAUAUCCCUCAUGGCCAGCCAAUCCUUGAUCUUUUCAAGGCGUCCCGCCAUUUGACGACCAAGUCCCUUGGUGUUAUGACCAUUCGAAACGCAUUUGGUUGUCCACCUGCAGAUGUCAAGAUUUAUGCAGACGACGAGUCUGGGACAGAUGCAAAGCCUGCGCCUGGCUGGGAGCACGUCGAUCCUUCACAGCGACUGCACUUUGUACACCAUCGCGACUUGCACACGCUUCUAGCUGGAAGCUCGUUACAUGCCCUUGAAGAAAAGUUUGUGGAGUCAUUGUCAAGAAGUAUUUCAAACGAUUCAAAGUUUAAGAAGGACGAAUGGACGGAAGUGAGCGACCUGUACGUCCUGUUCAGGGACUACCUCUUCUGUGCUGCACUUGAAGCCUUCUGCGGUGAAAAAUUCUUGGAGCUCUCACCAGAUUUCCCAGAGAAUUUCUGGGUGUUUGAUCACCAUCUUCCAAACCUAUUCAAGAGGCUCCCCAAGUGGCUCAUCCCCAAGAGUUUUCGCAUGAGAGAUAAGGCACUCGGGGGAGUGCUACGGUAUCAUAGGUAUGGGCGGGAACAAUUUGACUUCACUGAUGAUAAUGUCUUGAAGGGAGAAUGGACACCUCAGUUUGGAUCACGACUUAUGAGGGCAAGACAAAAGAUGUUCUUGACGACUGGGUUUUCUGUGCAAGGCGCUGCUGCCCUUGAUCUGGGCAUGUUAUGGGGGCAAGUUGCCUUUCUCUCCUUUCACUUUGUCAAUGCCAACGCGAUCCCUGCUUCUAUGUGGAUGCUGCUUGGGGUUCUCCUCGACGACAACAUCAAAGAUCGCCUCAUGGCUGAGAUCGACCCUGCAUUCACUACAUCUUCACUGUCGUUCAACAAGGACAAGCUUUGUUCAGGGCCACUUCUCAACUCUAUCUACUGCGAAACCCUCCGUGUUCGAGUUGCCGCACCUGUGGGCCGAACGUCUUUAAUCCCGGAUCUCAAGUUCGGGAAAUGGAAAUUGAAUCAAGGUGUGACCAUGUUGUCAACAUCGUGGAUUGGAGGCCAUGAUACUAAGUUCUGGAAUACUGGAAGGGAGUUCCCUGAUGGGUCUGUAGAACAUCCUGUGGAUUCAUUCUGGGCCGAGAGAUUCCUUCAGUAUCCAGACGACCCAUCAAGCGGACCGGUUCGCAACCCAUCCUUCAAGGCCCCAUUCAAGACGAAGAGGCGCACUCCAGAGGAUGACCGAAAUGCCCAAGUGAUAACAGAAGGUACGCAGGGAUAUUGGUACCCAUAUGGUGGAGGAACCAAGAUGUGUCCUGGUAGGUUCUUUGCCACUCAGGAGUUGAAGGUCGGGGUUGCCAUCAUGCUUCGUGCAUAUGAUAUUGAGUUGCUUGACCAUGAAGCAGCUGCCAAGAUCGGACCGAAUAUGGACUACUUCCCCUUUGGUACCAUCCCUCCCAAUGGCAAAGUUGCCGCUCGAAUCAGGCGUCGCAAGCUGGAGUAA
Fusarium vanettenii 77-13-4 is the source of this 1776-nucleotide messenger RNA. RefSeq lists its product as uncharacterized. Bases 1 to 1776 code for a protein of 591 amino acids. Gene Ontology annotation, molecular function: oxidoreductase activity, acting on paired donors, with incorporation or reduction of molecular oxygen; iron ion binding; heme binding. The transcript has 3 exons. The record is from RefSeq and is a predicted model, not a curated record. Lineage: Eukaryota; Fungi; Ascomycota; Sordariomycetes; Hypocreales; Nectriaceae.